UUGAAACCAACCUAAAGCUCCUUUUUCUACUAUUUUAAAGGUAGAUCCGAUUAUUGCUGACUGAAGCAUCGGAGUGUCUACCCCGAGGACCCACCUCAUGGCUUUGCAGGUUCAUCUGAAGUGGAGACGUGGAUUGAACAGGGACUUCGAGUUUGGUGCAAUUACAUUGGGUCAAGCUCAAUACCCCAACAACCUCCUACCUCAGAUCCCAAAUCCAUUCCCUUCUAUUGAAUAUGCAGAAGGAAGAGAUGAAAAUCAACCUCACAACUUAGCUCACAAUUCAGCUCUCAUUCCUAACCAAGGAGAUCUCUUAGCUCGGAAUAAUCCUGGUGAUCCCCUCAUCAAUCUACUUAACCCUACUCAACAACCCCCUGUUCAGCAACAAGACCCUCAACCAGUUCAACAUGCUCUUGCUCUUACUGAGUCCCAGGUUGAGCAACGAGGUGCCUCACCUCCCCACCAUAACACUGAUUCCAUACCUCAUCCUCUGAAUACUAAUAUUACAUUGGAACCUUAUCCUACUGGUUUCAAAAUACCCCAGCUCAAGACAUAUGAUGGAACGAAGGAUCCAGAUGAUCACCUCUAUGCUUUUUAUUCCUAUAUGCAAGCUCAAAAUGCCCCUGAUGCGUUGAUGUGCAAGAUCUUCCCCUCUACUCUCUGUGGACUCGAUCCAGCUCUGUUGCAGAGGUACGACAGUCCCAUAUAUGGAUUCAAUGACCAACCUAUUUUGGUAGAAGGAGUCCUUACUCUCAAUGUUGCUUUUGGGAGCGACCGAACUUAUGUUACCCCCUCAGUUUGGUUUCUAGUUGUCAAAAUGGCUUCCGCCUUCAAUGCUGUUAUUGGACGACCUACAUUAACCGAGAUCCGAGCUGUGGUCACUCAAUCUCACUUCUGUAUAAAGUUCCCAACCCCUAUGAGGAUAGCAACACUACGAGGUAACCAGGAGGUGGCUAGACAUUGCUAUAUUACCUCGGUUACAAGGCCUCAAAAAGGCAAAGAUCAAACAUCAAAAAUCCUUCCACAACAACUUCAUGAUAAUCAGCAGGUGAUGAGGGUAGAGAUAAUAGACAACCGACCUGAAGAUGAAACUCGAGCUACCCCAAUCGAUAGGAAUUUGGAAGUUUAUGUCAAUGACAUUGUGGUGAAAAGCCUAAAAACAAAAGAUCAUCUAGCUGACCUCGAUGAAACAUUCAACAACCUAAAAAAGAACAGAAUGUGGUUAAACCCAGCAAAGUGCAUCUUCAGUGUGGAGUUUGGGAAAUUUUUAGGCUUCAUGGUUUCUGAGAGGGGGAUUGAGGUUAACCGAGAAAAGAUCAAAGCAAUAGUUGAGAUGGAAUCGCCGAAGUCGGUAAAAGAUAUACAAAGAUUAACUAGGAGGGUGGCAGCUCUUCGUAGAUUCAUAUCGAAGUCAGCAAAUAAGUGCAUGCCAUUCUUCAAGAUCAUGAGGUCGACAGCACAGAAGGAUGAAUUUGGUAAACAGAAGAAGUUUGAGUGGAACCCAGAAUGCCAAGCUGCAUUUGAUGAGCUAAAGUCUUAUCUCAGCUCACCCCCUUUGUUGACGAAAGCUACAGAUGGAGAAAUCCUUUAUUUAUACCUUAGUAUUUCUGAUGAAGCAAUCAGUUCUAUGCUGGUGAGAGAAGAACGCAAACAGCAAAAAUCAGUUUAUUAUAUCAGCAGCGUGUUACACGAAACAGAGCUGAGAUACCCAAUUGUUGAGAAAGCAGCGUUAGUAGUUGUUAUUUCGAGGUCUAUAAUCCGAGCUCAAGCAUUGAUAGAUUUUAUCGUGGAAUGCACCCCAUGUCACCCAAACUCUAACCCUAAGUUGAGCAACUGGAUCUUAUAUGUUGAUGGAGCAUCAAGUAGCAAGAGCUCAGGAGCUGGAGCUUUCCUAGUUGGCCCAGAUGGAUAUCGAAGUGAGCAUGCUUUGAAAUUUAACUUUGAUGCAACUAAUAACAUGGCUGAGUAUGAAGCUCUGCUACUUGGCUUGCAACUAGCAUUGGAGCUGAAAGUUACGGCCAUACAAGUAUAUAACGACUCACAACUUGUGGUUAAUCAAGUCAACUCAGUUUGUGAGGUAGUUGAUUCUGUCAUGAUGAAGCAGAUUCACUUUCUAAGUUUGCCUCUGAUAGCUCCUUAUGCUCUAGCUGACUACGCACUUAGGGAGGUACAUGAAGCCGUAUGUGGAAGCCACAUUGAUGCUAGAACUCUAGCUCAUAAAGUCCUCAGACAAGGAUAUUACUGGCCAAAUUUGUAUAAGGAUACUACUCACUUUGUACACAGAUGCCCAAAGUGCCAACUCUUCGCACAUUUAACUCACCAACCAGCAAAAGAGCUCACCAACUUGGUAGCACCGUGGCCAUUUGCUCAAUGGGGACUUGAUCUUUUAGGCCCAUUCAUGAAAGGAGUUGGAGGGGUAACACAUUUGAUCAUUGGUGUUAAUUAUUUUACGAAAUGGGUUGAAGCUCGGCCAUUAUCCAACCUUACCUCCAAAAGGGUCGAAGACUUUGUUUUCAGCUCAAUUAUCUGUUGGUAUGGGAUCCCAAAUCAGAUUGUGGCUGACAACGGCACUCAAUUUAACUGCUCUGCCUUCAGAGAUUUCUGUUCAAGUUACGGAAUCAAAGUACAAUUUACCUCGGUAUACCAUCCGGAGUCUAAUGGUAUGGUGGAAUAUGUCAAUAAAGCUAUCCUAGACGGAAUAAAGUUGAGGUUGGAGCAGCACAAGGCCAGGUGGGCAGAUGAGCUCAAUAAUGUUCUCUGGGCAUAUAGAACUACGAGUCGAACUACCACAGGUGAAACACUCUACCACCUGACCUUUGGUACCAAAGCAAGCAUUCCUAUUGAAAUAAGAGUCCUAAGCUUCAGGGUCACCCAUUUCGAUCAAGGACGAAAUGGACAACUGCUUCGAGAGAACCUUGAUCUGCUUGACGAAGUUAGAGAGGAAGCACGACUUCGAACUCUAGUAUACAAGCAGAAAUUAGCCAACUUCUACAACAAACGAGUUCACCCUCGAACAUUUAAAGUAGGAGACCUUGUUCUCAGAAAAGUUGGUCUAACGGGAUUUGAAACUCAUUUUGGUAAAUUAGCCCCGAACUUGGAAGGCCCUUACACAGUGGCCAAAGUGCCACAUCUUGGUGCCUCAUCUUGGUGCCUAUAUCCUCCAAGACAAUGAAGGAAAGAGAGUUCCUAGAGUCUGGAAUAUCAACAACUUGGAGAAGUUUUACCCUUGUCGUGUUGUAGGUGUCAUUGUUCUCUUUGGGGUUCUCAUCACGUCUAUUUCAUUUCCAGUAUUCGUAUUGUUUUUCUAAAAAUUUUAUUACACUUGAUGGCAUGCUUAAUUAUAAAUGAGGAUUAUUCAU
This is a messenger RNA of Rubroshorea leprosula, 3356 nucleotides long. The record is from the annotation of a GenBank genome assembly. Lineage: Eukaryota; Viridiplantae; Streptophyta; Magnoliopsida; Malvales; Dipterocarpaceae.